This is a messenger RNA of Varanus komodoensis (Komodo dragon), 10318 nucleotides long. It is a transcript of the gene EP400, whose product is annotated as E1A binding protein p400. The coding region runs from base 186 to 9647 and encodes 3153 amino acids. Gene Ontology annotation, molecular function: ATP-dependent chromatin remodeler activity; ATP binding. The transcript has 56 exons. NCBI's taxonomy places the organism in Eukaryota, Metazoa, Chordata, Lepidosauria, Squamata, Varanidae. The record is from RefSeq and is a predicted model, not a curated record.
CGCCCCCCGUCGGCCAGUUUCCUGUCAGGAGCGAAUGGCUGAGGCUGGGCCCGGCUCGGAGGGGAGGAGUGAGGCGCUGUCGUUGCGCGCCGCGGACGGACUCGGACGCUCCUUCGUGCGCGCCGCGGCUUCCUCAGGCUGAGGCGGCGUGGGGAGAAGAGUUUGAGAACAUUAAAAAGGCGAUAAUGCACCAUGGCAGUGGUCCUCAGAAUGCCCAGCGUCAGCUUCAGAGGUCCCGCUCCUUCACUGGCAGUGAGGGUGAAGAUCAGCAGGCAAACCUGCCACAGUCCCCAGCACCAUCGUUUGCGCCUUCCGCAAGCCCCUCUGCACCACAGUCUCCUGGCUACCAGAUCCAGCAGUUUAUCAUGAGCAGAAGCCCAGUCGCUGGGCAGAAUGUGAACAUUACCUUGCAAAAUGUUGGAUCCGUUGCCACAGGCAACCAGCAGAUCACACUUACCCCGUUGCCCAUCCCCAGUCCGACAUCCCCGAGUUUCCAGUUCAGUCCUCAGCAAAGGAGAUUUGAUCACGGGUCGCCGUCGUACAUUCAAGUUACUUCACCAUUGCCCCCGCAGGUUCAGUCUCAGAGCCCCACACAGCCUAGUCCUGUGCCAGUUCAGACCAUUUCGAAUGUUCGGGCAGGUACGCCAGGGCCUGGCCUGGGUAUGUGCAGCCAGAGCCCAACACGUAGCUUUGUUGACGCGAGCGUGCUGGUGAGGCAGAUCAGCCUGAGCCCUUCCAAUGGUGGACAUUUUGUAUAUCAGGAAGGCUCUGGCAUCGCCCAGAUUUCUCAAGGUGGCACUGCUCAAGUACAGCUGUCGUCUUCUGCAGCACCUUCUACAGUUAGAGAACGCAGGCUGUCACAGCCCCAUUCCCAGACUGGAGGCACCAUCCACCACCUUGGUCCGCAGAGUCCUGUAGCUAGUGGAGCAAAUAUUCAGCCUUUACCAAGCCCGGGUCACAUAACAACAAACAACCUUCCACCGCAAAUCAGCAACAUCAUCCAAGGAAUGCAGCAGCAGCAAGUGCUCCAGGGGCAACAAUUGAGCAGGCCGCUCGGGUAUGACAGGGCUUCUGCUGGGCUGAUAGCUGGGGUUGGAGGGCCUUCUGCUUUUGGAAUGACAUCACCACCGCCUCCCACAAGUCCUUCCCGAGCCAGUAUCCCACAAGGACUGACAAGCCUCCCUCUUGCUCCAUCUGUCUGUGCUGUGGUGAAAAAGCCCAAAAAACUGGAGGAGAUUCCACCAGCCACUCAAGAAGCUGCACAGAUGAGAAAACAGUGUUUGGAACACCACCUCAAGCAAAUGGAAAUUCUGAAAGAUGCUUUCAAAGAGUAUUUGAUUGAGUUGUUUUUCCUGCAACACCUUCAAGGAAACAUGAUGGAUUUCUUAGCGUUUAAGAAGAAGCAUUGUAUGCCAUUGCAAACAUACCUUAAGCAAAGUGACUUGGAUUUGGAGGAAGAGGAAGAAGAGGAACAGUCAGAGGUUAUCAACGAUGAGGUAAAGGUUGUGACAGGAAAGGAUGGGCAGACUGGUACUCCUGUUGCUAUAGCAACCCAGCUUCCUCCAAAUGUUUCUGCUGCUUUUUCAUCUCAGCAGCAACCAUUUCAGCAGGCGCAUGCAGGGGCUCCAGUAACAGGAACUGUGAAUUCCAUAGAAAUUGAAGCUUUUAAAAGACAACAAGCACUUACUUCAGCAGAUUCGUCUAAGAGACCCCGAAUUGAAGUGGGCCGUCAUGGGAUGGUUUUUCAGCAUCCAGGCGUGACUUCAGGAGUCCCUCUUCAACAGCUUAUGCCAACAGCACAAGGUGGAAUGCCUCCCACCCCUCAGGCGGUGCAACUCACGGGGCAGAAGCAGAACCAUCAGCAGUAUGACCCCUCCAAGGGGCCUCCUGUGCAGAAUGCGGCAAGUCUACACACUCCUCCCCCCCAGCUGCCGGGGAGACUGCAGCCCGCCAACGUCCCACUGGCGUCCCUCCCGGCGGCGCUUCAGCUCACACCGCAACAGCCUCCACCGCUCCCGGAUGCGCCAGCGCCACCUCCGAUCCACGUGAAGGCCCAGCCCCAGAAUGUCUCGGUCGCCACCGCCACCACGUCUGUGCCCCAUAGCCAAGUUCAGAUGCCGCUUCAGCAGCAGGCUCAGCCAACAGCACACGUGCAGGGACAGCUAACGGUGCAGGUUUCACAGCCCCAAGCUCCGGCACAGCAGCAGGCUGUGACACUGGCCAGAGCCCCAGCAGACUCCGUCCAAGUCUCUCAGCGUCUUUCAGCAAACACCCUUCCUCCCACCCCGUCCAACCCACCAGCAGUCGUUUCCAGCGGGGUGCCUCAGUCCACGUACCCAGCCCAGACAAACCGAACCUCGCCAGUGACCAAUAAAUCAGCAUCUCCCAUCGCCACAAAGCCUCCAGGCUUGGCAGUGACCACGGCACCAAAGACACAGAGUCCCACGCAGAAUGCAAACACACUGCCACAGGACAGCUCCCAGGAAAAGCUGGCCGAACAAGUGAAGCUGGAGAACCAAGUCCACCAGCGAAUAGCAGAGCUGAGGAAGGAAGGCUUGUGGUCUCUGAGGCGGCUGCCUAAACUUCAAGAGGCCCCCAGACCCAAGUCGCAGUGGGAUUAUCUCCUGGAGGAAAUGCAAUGGAUGGCCACAGACUUUGCUCAGGAGAGGAGGUGGAAGAUGGCCACUGCUAAGAAGAUGGUUCGCACUGUGGUUCGCUAUCACGAGGAAAAGAAGCUGAAUGAAGAGAGGGCCAAGAAGGAGGAGCAGAACAAGCUGAGGCGCAUUGCUGCAACCAUUGCAAGAGAAAUUGAAUAUUUCUGGUCAAAUAUUGAACAGGUUGUGGAAAUAAAACUGCAGAUUGAAUUUCAAGAGAAAAGGAGGAAAGCUUUAAAUUUAAAGAGACAUUCAAGGAAAGGUAAAGAUGCAAGACAUUUAGAAGAUAUUCUGCUGGAAAAAGAAAUGGACUUGAGUUCUUGGUCAUCCGGAAGAAAGAGAAAGGCGAGCUUGUCACUGACGGAUGAUGAAGUUGAAGAUGAGGAGGAAACCAUUGAAGAGCAGGAAGCUAAAGAAGGCAAUGUCAAUUAUCAAACAGAGCUGUCCACCUUGGCCAAAGAAGCCGAGCUCCCACUGGAUGAUUUGAUGAAGAUGUAUGAAGGUGCCUUUGCAGAGAAUUUUCACUGGCCCCAGCCGAAACCCGAAGAGGAGACAAGUGAGGAAGAAAUGGAAGACCACGUAGCUGAGAAGGAACUCCUUCAGAAGGACACGAUCCUGAUUGACUCCCUCCUCAGCAUCGAUCAGUAUAAAGGUGCAGAGAGAGCGGUUCCAAUCAAGAAACACGGGAGGGACAUAGCAGAGGUGGCUGCUGCAGCAGAAACCCUCUUGCCAAAAGGUAGUGCCCGGAUCACAACCACGGUUAAAUACAACACUCCGCCCCUCUUGUACGGCUCCCUUCGAGAGUAUCAGAAGAUUGGUUUAGACUGGCUAGCCAAGCUGUACAAGAAGAAUCUCAAUGGCAUUUUGGCAGAUGAGGCCGGGCUUGGCAAAACGGUGCAAGUCAUUGCCUUUUUUGCUCAUCUGGCCUGUAACGAGGGCGACUGGGGUCCUCAUCUGGUGGUUGUUCGGAGUUGUAACAUACUGAAAUGGGAGCUUGAGCUGAAGCGUUGGUGCCCUGGUUUGAAAAUCCUGCUCUAUAUAGGCAGCCAGCGAGAACUCCGAGCAAAGAGACAGGAGUGGAUGGAACCCAACAGUUUUAAUGUAUGCGUCACUUCCUACAAGCAGCUAUUUAAAGGCCACCAGGCAUUCAUGAAGAUGCGAUGGAAAUGCCUUGUUGUUGACGAGAUGCAGCAGAUUAAAAACAUGACAGAGAAGCACUGGGAAGCGCUUUUCACUCUCCGCAGCCAACAUCGCUUGCUCCUGAUCGAUACACCUCUGCACAACACCUUGAUGGAAUUGUGGACCAUGGUCCACUUCCUGAUUCCAGGAAUCUCCAAACCUUACUUGGAUUUCCCUGUGAAAGCAGCCAAUGAGGAGAAUCAGGAUUACUGUCAUAAACUGGUCAUCAGGUUACACCGAAUGAUCCAGCCAUUUAUUUUGCGGAGAUCAAAAAGAGACGUUGAGAAGCAGUUGACAAAGAAAUAUGAGCACGUACUUAAAUGUCGGCUUUCAAACAGGCAAAAAGUGAUGUACGAAGAUGUCAUCCUUCAGCCAGGAACCCAAGAUGCUCUUAAAAGCGGGCAUUUUGUCAGCGUUCUUCACGUUUUGAUGCAGCUGCAAAAGAUCUGCAACCACCCGGAUCUGAUAAACCCUCGGCAAUCUAGUUCCUCCUUUGUCUUGGAGGCCCUGCAAUAUAGAACUGCUUCUGUGGUUUUAAAAGCCCUUGAAUGCAAUCUGUGGAAGGUUACAGACCUGAGUCUCUUUGAUUUGAUUGGGAUUGAGAAUAAAAUGACUCGGUACGAGUCGCAAGUGCUGCCGAAGCAAAAAGUGACCAGAAAGCUCAUAGAAGAAAUCUACACCUCUCCCUUACCUCUGCCGAGGCCUAAUCCAGUAAAGCUGAAGCCAAGCAGGUUGUUCCAACCUGUUCCAUACGGUCAGAAGCCGGAAGGCAGAACAGCGUCUUUUCCCAGCACCCAAGUGCAACGCACGACAACUGCAGCCACAGUCGCUCAGCAGGGACAAGUGCGAGGCAGGUCACCUAUGACCGCAGUGUCUGCAAAUCAAGCCGCCGCCACCGCCUCCUCCGCAGCACCACAGUUUCAGCCAGCUCAGUCUUCCAUCAGUGCUCCUCCAAGACCGCAGCCAGCAGUGACCUUCGCCACCGCAACUAGCCCGGCCAAUCCUGCGAAGCAGCGGGGCCAGAGCGCUGCGCAGGCCUUGCCACUAAGCCAGGCCCCGGCCCAGGUUCCCCCACACACCAUCCAGCAGAGUGUCCUGCCUCAGAGGCUGGUACUGACCUCUCAGGCUCAGGCACGGUUGCCCAGUGGCGAAGUCGUAAAAAUGACCCAGCUGACCUCCGCUGCAGGAGCACAGGGCAGAAUCGCACAGCCGGAAACCCCUGUGACGCUGCAGUUUCAAGGAAACAAGUUCACGUUGUCUCACAGCCAGCUUCGCCAGCUCACGGCAGGGCAGCCUCUGCAGCUGCAAGGCAGCGUCCUGCAGAUUGUGUCUGCUCCUGGGCAGCAGUACUUGCGGCCUCAGGGGACAGUGGUCAUGCAGACAGUGUCACAGGCCGGGACCGUUCAAAACGCUCUGAACGCUUUGGGAAACCAGCACCUUGCCAGCUUGCCCACUUCAGCAGUAACGCAGCAAGUGUGUGUUCCAGGUAGAGCUAUGAGUACUAAUUUAGCUUCCGGAGACUCAGCUUCAGCUUUAAAACCAAGCCUUAUUCAUGGAGGACACGCCCAGGAGUCCUUUGAGGAAAAGAACAGACUUCUGAAGGAGCGCCUGGACCGACUCUUUUCUUGCAACGAGCGACGCUGUUCCAGAGCACCCAUGUAUGGCCGAGACCUUGUGGCCAUCUGUUCUCUGGUGGGCGACCGAAAGUCGUGUCCUCAGUUUUCCACCGGGACAAGCAAAUGGAGCUGGGCUGGCUUCGCAAACUGCCGCAUCUCGCGGAACACUUCCGGGGACCCUCGCAGUCCAUUGCAAGGGCUGAUGUGGAUGUUGGAGCAGCAGCGGGAAUCCCUGAGGGAUGCUGUGAACAGGGUCCUCUGUGUGCUGCCGGCCGCAGUGGCUGCCGCUCCAUCUUUGCACGUGGCCAAGCUUCCCCCGCUGUAUAGCCACAAGAUGAAACUUCUCCGGCACCACCUGAAAGAGGAGGCAUCCCCUUGCCUGCAGCAGCUGCAGCAGAUCAUCGCCCCGCGGUUGCUUCAGUUUCCUGAUCUCCGGCUUGUGCAGUGUGACGCAGGGAAGCUGGAAGCCCUGGCGGUCUUGCUUCAGAAGCUGAAAUCGGAGGGGCGCCGGGUGUUGAUCUUAUCCCAGAUGAUUCUCAUGCUGGACAUCUUGGAGCUGUUCUUGAAUUUCCAUUUCCUCACUUACGUGAGGAUCGAUGAGUGUGCCAGUCAGGAAGAGCGCCAGGAACUGAUGAAGACCUUCAACAGAGACAAGCGCAUUUUCUGUGCGAUCCUUUCUUCGCAUAGCCGCUCCACGGGCGUCAACCUUGUGGAAGCCAAUACGGUCGUGUUCUAUGACAAUGAUUUAAAUCCAGUGAUGGACGCAAAGGCUCAGGAAUGGUGUGACAGAAUUGGCCGGUGCAAGGACAUCCAUAUCUACAGGCUUGUCAGUGGGAACUCAGUAGAAGAGAAGUUCUUAAAGAAUGGCACUAAGGAUUUGAUCCGAGAAGUAGCUGCUCAGGGAAACGAUUAUUCAAUGGCCUUUUUAACACAGCAAACAAUUCAGGAACUUUUUGAGGUUCAUUCUCCGAUGGAAGAUUCUGGCUUCCGGGUAAAAGCAGAAGAAUUUGUGAUGCUUUCACAGGAGCCGUCUCCAGCAGAAACUAUCUCCCCCAAAGUGGCCAGGCCUUUUAUAGAGGCUCUGAAAAGUACAGAGCGAGAGGCAGAGGAAGAGGAGCUGAACACAUGCCUUCCGGAUGCAGAGACUGGGUUGGCUUUAGACCCUUUUGUUUCGGAACUUGGCAAUUCCCAGUACCUUGAUGAGCCUUCGCCACUGCAGGAGUUGGUUGCCAUAGUAGAUCAGCUCACUCCGAUUGAAAAAUAUGCUUUAAAUUACCUGGAGCUCUUCCAUGUUUCCACCGAUGAGAGUGAACCAAAACAAAAUGAGGUGGAAGUGAGAAUUGCCAAAAAGGCCUGGGAGACUCAGCAUCUGAAGGAGCUAAAAGAUCAAGAGGAGAAAAUGCUUUUGGAUGGUGGGGAGGAGGAAUUUCUUACCUACACCCGGGAAGAUGCAUAUAACAAAGAAUAUAUUUAUGAAGGCCCAGAUGGACAAACUGAAAUAAUGCCACUCUGGACCCCCCCAACUCCGCCUCAGGAUGACAACGACAUUUACAUUGACGCUGUUAUGUGUCUGAUGUAUGAGAACACCCUGAUCCCGGAAUCCAAGCUGCCUCCCGUGUAUGUCAGGAAGGAGCGGAAACGCCACAAAACGGAUCCAUCGGCUGCAGGCAGGAAGAAGAAGCAGCGCCACGGGGAAACUGUCAAUCCUCCUCGGUCACUUUUUGACCGAGCCACCCCAGGCAUGCUGAAAAUGCGGCGGGAAGGCAAAGAGCAGAAGAAGAACAUCCUGUUGAAGCAGCAGACGCAGUUCGCCAAGCCCUUGCCCACCCUGGUGAAGCCGGCGGCCGAGGCCGGCCAGGACAACCCCGAAUGGCUCAUCAGCGAAGACUGGGCCCUCCUCCAGGCCGUGAAGCAGCUGUUGGAGCUGCCCCUCAACCUCGCCCUGGUGUCUCCGGCUCACACCCCCAACUGGGACCUCGUCAGCGACGUGGUGAACUCCUGCAGCCGGGUGUAUCGCUCCCCGAAGCAGUGCCGCAACCGCUACGAGAACGUGGUCAUUCCAAGAGAGGAAGGGAAGCUUAUGUAUGAAGCGAACCCUAAGAAGAAGACAAAAAGCAUUUAUAAGACAUUUAAUGAAUUAAUUCCUGCAACGCCCCAUCAGACAAAGAACAGUCGUCCGCUUCGUACCAAUCAGCUGUAUGCCCAAGACGAAGGCUCGACCCACACCCAGCUCUACACGAAUCAUUUUGAGAUUAUGAAAAUGAUUGCUGGGAAGAGAAGCCCACCCAUAAAACCCUUGCUCGGCAUGAAUCCUUUCCAGAAGAAUCCCAAGCACACUUCAGUAUUAGCAGAAAGUGGCAUCAACUACGAUAAGCCACUCCCGCCCAUUCAGGUCGCAUCCCUCCGAGCCGAGCGCAUCGCAAAGGAGAAGAAGGCGCUGGCUGAGCAGCAGCGGGCCCAGCAGCAGGCCGGGCCACAGCAGCAAGCCGCCCAGCAGCAGCCUCCGCAGGGAGCGGUCCAGCAGGCCCAGGCUCAGCCCCAGGCACAGGCACAGGUGGUGCAGCAGCCCCAGGCCGUGGUGCAGGCGGCCGCAACCACCGUGGCGAACACAGCAGUGCUGGCUGGCACAAUGAAAACCUCAGUGACUGGAACGAGCAUCCAGACAGCCACAGUGAGUGGGAACGUCAUUGUGAACACGGUGGCUGGCGUCCCGGCAACCACCUUCCAGCCGAUCAACAAAAGGCUGGCUUCAUCUGUGAUCCCCGGAACGCUGGCCGCUUCAGGAGGGACUGCUGCAGCCCAGGUGGUCCAUACCCAGCAGAGAGCAACGGCCGCACCCGCUGCGCCUGCGGAGUUGGUCACCAUCGCAUCGACUCCCGGGGUUCGAGCAGUGACGUCCGUGACGGCCUCGGCCGUGGUCACCACUAAUCUGACUCCAGUCCAAACCCAGGCGAGAUCCUUGGUCACUCAGGUCACACCAGCAGCUCCAGCAGGUGUGCAGCUUUCAGGAAAGACCAUCACCCCGGCACACUUCCAGCUUCUGCGGCAGCAGCAGCAGCAACAGCAGCAGGCCGCAGGCCAAGUGCAAGUCCCCCAGAUUCAGACCCAGGCUCAGGCCCAGUCGCCAGCCCAGAUUAAGGCUGUGGGCAAGCUAUCCCAGGAGCAGCUCAUCAAGUUGCAGAAGCAGAAGCUGCAGCUCCCCCAGCAGCAGGCGCAGCCCGGAGCCCAGCAGCAGGCCACUCAGGUCCAGGUGCAGCAGCAGCCGCAGCCGCAGCAGCCCCAGCAGCUGGCGGCGGUGGCAGCGCCGAGGCCGGGGGCCGUCCUCACCGGCACCGCCGUCACAAACCUCCAGGUCGCCCGUCUGACUCGUGUCGCCGCUUCCCAGCUCCAAGCACAAGGCCAGAUUCAGGCCCAGACGCCGCAGGCCGCGCAGGUGGCUUUGGCCAAACCUCCCGUGGUGUCCGUCCCGGCCGCCGUGGUGUCCUCCGCCGGGGUCACCACGCUUCCCGUCACUGUCGCUGGGAUCAGCGUUGCCAUUGGGCAGCCACAGAAGGCCGCAGGAGGGCAGACCGUGGUGGCUCAGCCGCUCCACGUCCAGCACCUGUUGAAGAUGAAGCACCAUCAGGCGGCCCAGCAGCAGAAAGCCAUCCAGCCUCAGGUUGCCCAGGGACAAGCCGGCGUUCAGCAGAAGAUCAGUGCCCAGCAAGUCACCGUCCAGGCUCAGCAGCAGCCGUCGCAGCAGCAGAAAGUCUACGCAACUCAGCCAGCCAUUAAAGCACAGUUCCUGCCAACAUCCAUUUCUCAGGCCCAGAAACCUGGUGUAACGCAGCAGGUGCAAACGCAAAUACAGGUCGCAAAGAUCCCACAAGUGGUCUCGCAGCAGCCAACUGUGGCCAAUAUCCAGCAGGUGGUUUCGGUGUCCCAGCAGGUCCAGGCUCAGCCGCAGACGGUGACUUUGUCCCAGACAACGGCCGGGCAGCAUCAGGUCCAGGUGAUCCCUGCCACCACCGCCACCGCUCAAGUGGUCCCGCAGAAACUGAUACAGCAGCAGGUGGUCACCACGGCCUCCCCGCAAAUCCAGGCCCCCGGGGUCCCGAAUCCGGCCCAGGCACCCGCGGCGUCGGACAGCCAGACGCAGCAAGCCAAAGUGCAGAUGAGGGCCCCCGUCAGACUGAAGGCUCCCAACAAGCCCAGCUGAGCCCCCGGCCUGUCGGCGGCGAACGAGGGCACAGAGCUGUUCACGCCUUCCGGAAUCUGGCGAAGAGCGGGGCCAAGCAGCCGCCUGCACGCAGAGCGAGGCUGCGCGGCAGAGACCCCUUCUCGACGCUGCGUAUUGGGAGCCCCGCUUCCAAACAGACUUCCAAGGAGGCUGCUUGCCUGAACCACUCAUCGUGUAAAUAUGGAAAGACUCCAUCUUCGCUGCUCUGUUUUCACAAGCAAGAAGGCUGCUUGCAAGGAUCUGUAGCCACUUGGUCCCACGUUCCGUUGCAUCAUCACCGCUGCGAGGGGGAGAUCUGCCGUGGGACAGGGUGGCCGUGCCUUUCAAAGCCAGAACCCGCUCCACUUUUCUAGAAGUUGAGUUGUGACAAGCCCUUCAAAAAAAUGGAUGGGGGGGAGUAGGAAAGAGCGUUGGAAGCUCUCCCUGCAAUGUUUAGCCAGUAAAUGUGAAGAUUUGUAAGUAUCUGUAAUUAUGAAGCAUAUUUCGGUCUCCAUCUUUUCUAAGGUUUUUUUUUUAAAGCAUUUCCUAGUUACGUGUUGGGGUGUUUUUUUGGUGUAGUUUUUUGAAGCACCAUCUUUAGGCUUUUGCUCCUGUUUUCCAUGACUAAGGUAAUACAUAUUCUAAGCAUGUCUUCGUGGGGGUGGGGCGGG